Messenger RNA from Lotus japonicus, 3363 nucleotides. RefSeq names its product plasma membrane ATPase 4. The transcript has 16 exons. Gene Ontology annotation, biological process: proton export across plasma membrane; regulation of intracellular pH. The record is from RefSeq and is a predicted model, not a curated record. Lineage: Eukaryota; Viridiplantae; Streptophyta; Magnoliopsida; Fabales; Fabaceae. Gene Ontology annotation, molecular function: P-type proton-exporting transporter activity; ATP binding; ATP hydrolysis activity. The coding region runs from base 200 to 3055 and encodes 951 amino acids. Gene Ontology annotation, cellular component: plasma membrane.
UAUAUUAUAUACACCACCCUCUCACUCAAUGCAACGAACGACUGCACCAUCAUCAUCACCCUCUCUUCUUCUUCAUUCUCUCUCAAUCAACACAACCAUUCUAUGACUCUCUGUUCUUCGUUUUCUCCAUUUUCUUCAUUUUAGUUUCGAAUUUCUCUGAUUAAUAUCACUGUUGUUCUGUUGAUUUCUCUCCAUCAACAUGGGCGUUAUCAGCCUCGAGGAGAUCAAGAACGAGAACGUCGAUCUGGAACGGAUUCCAGUGGAGGAAGUGUUUGAGCAGCUGAAAUGUUCCAAAGAAGGUCUAUCAUCCGACGAAGGAGCCAACCGGCUUCAAGUUUUUGGACCAAACAAAUUGGAAGAGAAAAGGGAGAGCAAACUUUUGAAGUUCUUGGGUUUUAUGUGGAACCCCUUAUCAUGGGUUAUGGAAGCUGCAGCUAUAAUGGCUAUUGCUUUGGCUAAUGGUGGAGGAAGGCCACCGGAUUGGCAAGAUUUCGUGGGUAUCAUUACUCUUUUGAUCAUUAACUCCACAAUCAGUUUCAUUGAGGAAAACAAUGCUGGAAAUGCUGCUGCUGCACUCAUGGCUGGGUUAGCUCCCAAAACCAAGGUUCUGAGAGAUGGGCGCUGGACUGAACAAGAUGCUGCGAUUUUGGUCCCGGGAGACAUAAUCAGCAUCAAGUUAGGAGAUAUCAUUCCUGCUGAUGCCCGUCUUCUGGAGGGUGAUGCUUUGAGUGUUGAUCAGUCUGCUUUAACCGGAGAGUCUCUACCAGCGACAAAGCAUCCCUCUGAUGAGGUGUUUUCAGGUUCAACUGUGAAGAAAGGUGAGAUAGAAGCUGUCGUGAUUGCUACUGGGGUGCACACCUUCUUUGGUAAAGCGGCUCAUCUGGUCGAUAGCACCAACCAAGUUGGGCACUUUCAGAAAGUCCUCACAGCAAUUGGUAAUUUCUGCAUUUGCUCCAUUGCUGUUGGGAUAGUCAUUGAGCUCAUAGUCAUGUACCCAAUACAACAUCGCAAGUACAGAGAUGGGAUUGACAAUCUGCUGGUUCUAUUGAUUGGAGGAAUUCCGAUUGCCAUGCCUACUGUUUUGUCUGUUACCAUGGCUAUUGGCUCUCACAGGCUUUCCCAGCAAGGUGCAAUAACAAAAAGAAUGACAGCUAUUGAGGAAAUGGCAGGGAUGGAUGUCCUCUGCAGUGACAAAACUGGGACUCUGACCCUGAAUAAGCUGAGUGUUGAUAGAAACUUGAUUGAGGUUUUUACCAAGGGUAUUGAGAAGGAGCAUGUUAUCCUUCUUGCAGCAAGAGCUUCUAGGACUGAGAAUCAGGAUGCCAUAGAUGCUGCAAUUGUGGGGAUGCUUGCUGAUCCAAAGGAGGCACGAGCUGGUGUCAGGGAGGUCCAUUUUCUCCCAUUCAAUCCUGUGGACAAGAGGACCGCUCUAACCUACAUUGAUUCUGACGGAAGUUGGCAUCGAGCUAGCAAAGGUGCUCCUGAGCAGAUAUUGAACCUAUGCAACUGCAAAGAGGAUGUCAGAAAAAGGGCUCAUAGUACUAUUGACAAGUUUGCUGAGCGUGGACUCCGUUCUUUAGGUGUUGCUAGACAGGUAGUACCUGAGAAAUCAAAAGAUGCUCCUGGUGCACCAUGGCAAUUUGUUGGUCUGCUGCCCUUGUUUGAUCCUCCUAGGCACGAUAGUGCGGAAACCAUCACAAGAGCUCUGAACCUUGGUGUGAAUGUUAAGAUGAUUACUGGGGAUCAGCUUGCCAUUGCCAAGGAAACUGGUCGAAGGCUUGGGAUGGGAACAAACAUGUACCCAUCUUCUUCAUUGCUUGGCCAAAGUAAGGAUGCUGCUGUUUCAGCUCUUCCAGUUGAUGAGUUGAUUGAGAAGGCUGAUGGGUUUGCUGGAGUAUUCCCUGAACACAAAUAUGAAAUCGUUAAGAGGCUGCAAGACAGGAAGCACAUAUGUGGAAUGACAGGUGAUGGUGUCAACGAUGCCCCUGCAUUAAAGAGAGCAGAUAUUGGAAUUGCUGUUGCAGACGCUACAGACGCUGCUAGAAGUGCUUCUGACAUUGUCCUCACUGAACCUGGGCUGAGUGUCAUUAUUAGUGCAGUGCUCACCAGCAGGGCGAUUUUCCAAAGGAUGAAAAACUACACGAUCUAUGCUGUGUCAAUCACCAUUCGUAUAGUGUUCGGUUUCAUGUUUAUUGCAUUGAUUUGGAAGUUUGAUUUUGCACCCUUCAUGGUAUUGAUAAUUGCCAUACUAAACGAUGGUACCAUUAUGACAAUAUCCAAGGAUCGAGUGAAACCAUCUCCAAUGCCCGAUAGCUGGAAGCUGAAGGAGAUAUUUGCAACCGGUGUUGUGCUAGGUAGUUACAUGGCAUUGAUGACAGUAGUAUUUUUCUGGCUCAUCAAGGACACCGAUUUCUUCCCGGACAAAUUUGGUGUCAGGUCCAUCAGAAAUAGUCCUGGAGAAAUGAUGGCAGCCCUAUACCUCCAAGUCAGUAUUAUUAGCCAGGCCCUUAUUUUUGUCACCAGGUCCCGUAGCUGGUCCUUUGUUGAAAGACCUGGUCUUCUCCUACUUGGUGCUUUCAUGAUUGCUCAGCUGGUAGCAACUUUUCUAGCUGUAUAUGCUAAUUGGAGCUUCGCAAGAAUUAAUGGAAUGGGAUGGGGUUGGGCUGGUGUAAUAUGGUUGUACACUAUAGUAACAUACAUCCCUCUUGAUUUACUCAAAUUCGCAAUCCGCUAUGCUCUGAGUGGGAAAGCUUGGGAUAAUCUUUUAGAGAACAAGACUGCCUUCACUACAAAGAAAGACUACGGAAAGGAAGAAAGAGAAGCACAGUGGGCAGCUGCUCAGAGGACUCUUCAUGGUCUUCAGCCACCGGAAACAUCCAACGUCUUCAAUGAAAAGAAUAGCUACAGGGAGCUUUCAGAGAUUGCUGAGCAAGCCAAGAGACGCGCUGAGGUUGCAAGGCUUAGGGAGCUUCAUACUCUAAAGGGACAUGUUGAGUCAGUGGUGAAGCUGAAGGGACUUGACAUUGAUACCAUCCAGCAACAUUACACGGUUUGAAGCGCUUGAGCAACCUUCAAGAAGAACCCGCUCAGUUCUUGUCCAGGAACAAGAACAACAAAUAUAAUGAUGAAGACAUAAAGUUGAUCUGUUUUUAGGUUAGCAUGAAGGUCCUUUUGUGAAAGAAAUUUGAAUGGUUACUCUUUCAUUCCCUCUAUGUCAGUAGCUGGAGGAGACACUAUUCUCUUUAGGUACCAAAUAACAUGGCUGAUAGGAUUUACUUGCGUCUUGUUUUUGGGAAUGUUAAUGACUUAAAUGUCACAUGAAAGCUCUAUAUUUUCUUUCUUGGCUGAGCAAAGCUCAACAUA